This is a messenger RNA of Coniosporium apollinis CBS 100218, 864 nucleotides long. RefSeq lists its product as uncharacterized. The record is from RefSeq and is a predicted model, not a curated record. The coding region runs from base 1 to 864 and encodes 287 amino acids. NCBI's taxonomy places the organism in Eukaryota, Fungi, Ascomycota, Dothideomycetes. The transcript has 3 exons.
AUGCCGGCUGAAGAGCUGUCCGACGACUAUGUUGCAGAACUUCUCAAAAAGGAUGCCAAAAGCAGUUCCUCCAGAUACGCAGUCAUGGGGUUGGGCGCGUUGUUGCCCAGAAGAACGGGACAAGCCCCAAAACCCAACACCAGGUUCUUGCGCAACAUCCUCCGCGAGACGGACAGCCACAAUGCGGCGUUAUUAGCGAAGGAGGCAGAAGACUCAAGAGCGAGGCUGAAGGCGCUGCGUAAAGAAGGAGCAGGAAAGCCACAACAAGGCCUUCGUGAUUGCCGAAUUGCGAAGCCGAGGACAGGGAUCGUCAGCGAAGGCACCGCGGCAGCGGCUCGAAACGGCAUCGGUCUGGUUGGGACGAAUCUACAGGCCGCGAGCGUCUCAGCCACCGGAGAUCAGGGGGCGAGGACGGUGAGCGCGCGGAGCAUGGGUCACGGCGAAGGCAUAGAAGCCGUAGGAAGCACAGUAGCGAUGAUGAGAGUGGUCGGGCGCGCAGUCCUCGGCGCCAGCAUAGGAGUCGAAGAGAGGAGCACACCAGCAGCUCAGACGAAGCGUACGCCGAACGGAAAGAGAAAUCACACCAUAAACACAGACGCCGCAGAUCACGAACUCGAAGCUCAUCACGAUCCAGGUCACCAGAUCGACGUAGAAAUCAGCGGUCCUACCACAAGGACAGAGAGAGAUCGCCAUCACCCAGAUCUCGAUCGACCAAGAGAUCCAAAGAGCCGCGCCAAAGGGGGGACCGAGAACAUGACCUCCAUACUCGGAACAGCGUUACAAACGGCAAGCAAGGAGCAUCAACACCAAGGUCUCCAUCGCCAGGAGCAGCCUACGAUUCAGACCCACUGGAAGCUCUCGUAG